AUCCUGUUAGAUUUCAUGGCUAUGUCUCUUUGCGAUCUAAUGCCACUCAAUCCCAAAUCAUCCAAUCUCCGCCCCAGUCGUCGUCCGCUUCCCGAACUUGUCUACUUUAUCCAAAAAGUCACCUACCAAGCACGGAUCAACUGCCGCACCGCCCUUGUCGCUCUGAUAUACUUGAAUCGUGCCAAAGCCGCUUUACCAAAAAACGCUGUUGGCAGUGACGACACUUGUCAUCGUAUGCUUCUUGGCGCUCUGCUUUUAGCUUCCAAAUUCUUGCAAGACACCACCUGGUACACCGUCAAAGAUGAACCACUGACCAACCGUCGAUUACACGACGUCUGUUGUGGCAUCUUUUCUUUGGACGACAUUCAUCAGUUGGAACGCGCUUUCCUAAAAUUAAUUCGCUAUGAAUGCUGGGUCGAUGAUAAAGAUGUCGAUGCUUUUGUAUUACAUCAUCGAGCCGACUUUUUUCUCUAG
This is a messenger RNA of Radiomyces spectabilis, 474 nucleotides long. RefSeq lists its product as uncharacterized. Gene Ontology annotation, cellular component: nucleus; cyclin-dependent protein kinase holoenzyme complex. The record is from RefSeq and is a predicted model, not a curated record. The annotation marks the transcript as partial. Gene Ontology annotation, molecular function: cyclin-dependent protein serine/threonine kinase regulator activity; protein kinase binding. Lineage: Eukaryota; Fungi; Mucoromycota; Mucoromycetes; Mucorales; Radiomycetaceae. Gene Ontology annotation, biological process: regulation of cyclin-dependent protein serine/threonine kinase activity. The transcript has a single exon.